AUGGUUGCCGAAUCAGGUCUGACGAAGGACCAAAUACGGCAUCGAAGGGAUAAACCCAUCUAUAAGCAAUACCUCGAUGCCGCUAGGAAGAAACAGCAACCAAUCCCUUCUCCCAGUGUGCCCUGUGAGCCGCCCACCUGCCCAACGAACGAGAAGAUCGACCAUCAGGCAGCGACAUCGACGCCACCAACAGCUCGCGACGAUGUAAAAGGGGUGAGUGCUCCUCCGCGGUUGCGUCCGCACUAUCGCCAAUCACUCCAGAUCCGAUGA
Messenger RNA from Acanthoscelides obtectus, 270 nucleotides. NCBI's taxonomy places the organism in Eukaryota, Metazoa, Arthropoda, Insecta, Coleoptera, Chrysomelidae. The record is from the annotation of a GenBank genome assembly.